AUCAUUUUUUGUUUUUAAGAAAUUGUUGUUUAGCCGAGUGUAGAAUUUGUAUUAAAAAAAUAUUUAUUAAUUUCCACGAGAAACCACCUAUCAAAUACAUACUUGAAAAGGCAAAUUCUGAUUGUAUAAAGUAAGGAAAGAUGUUUUACAUACUUGUUAAUUCAAUUUUCCCGCAAUAGAAUAGGUCAAAUGACCAGUCUGCAUCAUUUUUUUACCUAUCGAGAGUGGCAGGUGUAAGGUCAUGAACCUUAUUCUAUGCACUCGUUCUAUUCUUAUUUGAUUUUCAAUGAAAGGUCGUACUGCAGUAUAUUUUACGUGAAGAAAAAAUCUAAACUGGCUCCAUAUUGUCUGAAACAUGAGAUUUUCGUAGCGUAAAAUACCAAAUACCUACUCGGAUGUUUUUGAAAAGCUAACAAUACUAUGGAUAUGGAGCAGACCAUCAAAACAGAAAUGUUGGGUGAUAAAAAUAGAAGUAAUUCAAAUAACAUGUGUUUAACAGUGGAAUUAUGUGUGGUUUGUGGUGACAGGGCAUCAGGUAGGCACUAUGGGGCCAUUUCUUGCGAGGGAUGCAAAGGUUUUUUCAAAAGGUCAAUUCGUAAACAACUUGGCUAUCAAUGUCGAGGUAGUCAAAACUGCGAGGUUACCAAACAUCAUAGAAAUAGGUGUCAGUAUUGCAGGCUACAGAAAUGCCUGGCUUGUGGCAUGAGAAGUGAUUCUGUUCAACACGAAAGAAAACCGAUUAUUGAUAAAAAAGAGUUUUCCAACAAUUCAGAAAUUAAGUUCAGCCAAAAUGCAGUCAAUGCUGUUAACAAAAUAUUUAUACGAAAAGACUUAAACAAUGAAUAUGGACUUCUUCCUCCUUUCUAUCCCAACGAUUUAGGUCUCCAGUUUCUUAAUAAACGUGUUGCAAAUAGUACAACUGCUCCAGAAUCUUUUCAUCUCUCCCCCAGUCAAGCAAGUGUUGAAGAUGAUGUUUCUAUGGACAGCACCAAUACUGGUACUGAACUUAGUGAUGCACUAUCUAGUGCUAGGGAUAAACAACUUAUCUCAAAAGCUCUAGAUACUAUGGCUAGAGUACAAUGUUUAAAUGGAACAGAUUUAAAUGCUCUGUCAAGUGAUGAAAAAUGUAUAAAUUAUAAUGGACCCAUUCUUCAAGAGCAGAAUAUGGCAUUUAAUUUGCUAAUUCCAGGACCUGUACCUCCUUAUCUUAAUAUUCAUUACAUUUGUGAGAGUGGCUCUCGACUCCUCUUUUUAUCUGUUCAUUGGGCCAAGAAUAUUUCAGCAUUUCAGUUUCUGAGUUCUGAAACUCAGAUUUCGCUUCUAAAAAACUGCUGGUCAGAACUGUUCACACUAGGCCUAGCUCAAUGUUCGCAAUCAUUGUCUUUGUCAACUAUUCUAUCAGCCCUAAUCAGCCAUUUACAUGCUUCUAUUGCGCAGGAUAAAAUGUCUGCAAUCAAAGUUCAACAAGUCACAGAUCACAUAGUAAAAUUGCAGGACUUUGUGACUAGUAUGAACAGGUUACAUGUAAAUGAACAGGAAUAUGCCUAUUUGAAGGCUAUAACUUUAUUUUCUGCUGAUCAGCCUGAUAUUUUGUUGAGAAAGUCCAUUGAAAAGUUGCAAGAAAAGUCUUUUCAAGGAUUAAGGACAUACCUAGGAAAUAGUGCUCCUGAUGACCAUGACAGGUUUCCAAGAUUACUACUGUGUUUGCCUCCAUUAAGGGCUAUUGAGUCUGGAAUCCUAGAGGAAUUAUUUUUUGCUGGUUUAAUUGGACAAGUACAAAUCGACAGCGUGAUUCCAUACAUAUUGAGAAUGGGAAACACAAUGUCUUCCUCCAAUAGCAGUAGACACGUAAAAGCUGAACAUUUAGAUGAAUUUUUGUGUAAAUAAAUAUAAAACAUUUUUGUGUUUUCUGUAUAAAUUGAAAUGUUUCUAAUGCAAUUUUUAUAUUCCUUACAUUUGAAAUUAUAUUUAUAUGUGAAGAUCAUUUUCUAGGAUAUAUAUUUUUCAGUACUUAUUAUGUAAGCGGUGCAAUUUUUAUUUUCUUUGUGCAAUUUUGUUGUCGAAAUAUGACAACUGAUCGAAGUCGAAAGUUUUUCUCAUUUCAGUAAUAAUAAUUAGAAUUAUUACUUUCUGGUGUGUCUUUGUCGAAUUACAAUCUAUAUUGUUUUGUUUCAUAUUUGAAGGAGAUAUAUUCUAAUCCUUGGAUAUUGAUGCCGGAUGUUGUAAUAGUAGCAUUUUUCCAAAUGAACACUUAUUCACUGACCAAAACAUUUUUCUUCGUUUUUUUUUCUUGUUUUCUUACUUUUAUACUCUUACUAAUACGAGCCCUACCAACUAUAUGUUGGGAUCCAGUAUAGUUUUACUUAUAUUGACAUUAUUUUUACCAUACAAACAUUUAAAAACCUUUGUUUAUAUUUUCAAAAAGAUUUCUUUAUUACAGCAUUCUUUACUGUUAAAGGGCCCUCAGUUUCCUUAUGGCAAAUGCUUUUUGAUCGAAUCUUCUGAAUAUUAUAUAUGUUGCAGUUUUUGACCUCUUAAUUAAAAGUUUCUGUGGGCACAUAGUUCUCCUAUGGCUAGUUUUUGAUAUAUGUGUUUGUGUGAAUUCUCAUAAUUUUCAAAAAUACUUUUAAGACGUAAACAUUGUUAUUUUGCCGACAUUGGGGAACUUUGUGCCAUUUAAUUGGGAGGUCAAAAACUGCAACAUAUAAUAUUCGGGAGAUUUGACCGAAAGCCAUUAGCCAUAAGGAAACUGCGGGGUCAUCUGAUUAAAAAAAUUAAAAACUAAAAUUUAUUUUUAUAGGAAACACCCCUAUUAAAUUCCAAUGGUACAAUCACCUCAAUUUUUUUCUCAUAUACCCAUAAAUUACGUACAUAAGAGACUGAAUUUUAUAUACAAAUUCUAAAAUAGUAAGAACGUUUUAACACCUAACAACUUCCUUCAGAUUCCCCGUCACUAACCAGGAUUCAAGCGUGAAGGCGCUAUCUUUAUCACCAUAAUCAUUCAUAUCCGAUAGGGGAAACUCCUCCACAUCUAGAUGGUUUUGUUAAAUCAGGUGAUUUUUUUAAUUUUCAUAAUUACAGUUUCUGAUUCGGUCAAAAAAAGACGAACUUUUCCGGCCUUGGUACACAAAUAACUAUUUUUAUACAUUAGCCAAAGAAAAAUGGAAUUAUAAUUUACAAUACUGUCUCCCGAAAUAUGUCAUAUUUUUACUUCUAGUCUAAUCUAGAUGCAAGAUAUUUUCAAAUAAAAGAUAUGAUAUAGCUAUUUCCAAAAAGAGCUAUUGGCUUUUCGAUUUAUUUUUAGUAGUAGUGACUAUGUUUGAAGUAUUAUUUAGGGUAUAGUUUUCUGAUUUAAAAUGAUUUACGUGUUUUAACUGAAUAAUUUACUAAGGCACUUAGAUACUUAUUUAAAUACGAAAUUUACUAAACAAAUCUACUUAUUACAUACACUGUGUGGACAGUUAGAUGUAUAGGGUGUCAAAAUCUUAUAAAAAGGCAUAUUUUUCAACAAAUUUGUUUUAAUAUGUAACUUAAGUUAUUAAAUUAAACUUAAUAACGAAUAUAAUUGUAUAAAUAAAGUUAAUUUUCUUUGUGAAAAUAAAUAUAACAUGAAUCAUUGGGGACCAUAUUUUUAAAUAACCAAAAUGUUACUAUAGUAAUUGUAAGAACAUUUACACUCAAAUUUAUAAAAAUUAUACUUAAAUAGCAGUUUUUUCGAUAGUUUUAUUAUAUAAAUUUUUUUGGAUCCUAUUCCCCUCAAUUUAAUGUUUUUUGAUAGAUGUGAGAGUGACUAAAAUUCAAUAAAAAUUCAAUAAAAACCUAUAGUGACAAAUAUUUUGACAACCGAUUGCAAUAAUUUUCUUUAAAAUUUACAAGCCUUUAAGUAAUUUGUUAUCACAUUGUCAAGCCCAAUAAAAAUUUAAUAGGAUCAUAAAUUUUAAUGAAUAUUUUUUGCACCGGCUGUAGGUAAUCCCAUAUUUCAGAAAAAUCGUAUUUUAACGAUUUUCAAAGUGACAAAAGAAAGAAGAAAUACAAUUCAAUUAAGGGAUAAUCUUUAACAUAUUUAAUAAAACAAUUCGGCUCCAGUCUCGUUUAGAGGAAAUCUUUCGAAAAACUAAGUAUAUUGGAAUAAUCUAAACUAUCCUAAUUGUACUUUGCGGAAAUGUAUUUCUAAGAGAAAAUUGGCAUUAAAAUAUACAUUUACUUUAGUUUUUAAUGUUUUAUUACAAAAGUAGCUACAUAGUGUAAUGCUAAUAAAGGACAGCGAUCUAAGUGAAAGUUUAUGGAAAAUAGAUUUUAUAAUGAAAUUUUUAACAUACUUAUAUUCUUAUUUUUCAUUCAAUACCUUUCUUUACAAAUAAAUAAUUGAGUAACCAUUUUUUUAACAAAAUAAAAUGAACUCUUUUCUUAACAUAAUAAUAUAUUAAAAUACUAAAAAAUAUUAUCUUCUAAAAUUACCAUAUUCUAAUAAAAUUUAUAUUGUUCAUCGGAUUUAAAUUAUUUUUCAUACAAUGACGCCUCCAAGAAUGAAAUAACUAAUUUGAAAAUUGUUCUUUUGGUUACUUUCUCGCUAUUCAAGAUUGUCAAGAAUAAAUCAUUAUAAAAACUAAUUUUCAACUAGAUAUAUAAUGCUUGGCAUUUUAUAUUAUACUCUUCACAGUUUAACAGAUCCCCUUAACCUUCUAUUUUUAAUCAUUUUUCAAAAUCAAUCGGCUUCAUCCCCUUGUAGAGCUUGAUUUUUCCUGAAGAUUUCAAGAUGAUAUCGUUUUUUGUUUUGGAGUUAGGAUUUUUUUAUUAUUUCAUCCCCCCUUAACCCCCCAUUUUGGGUAAGAUUUUUUUCAGAAUCCUAUUUUGAUUUUUUUCAAAAUCAAUAGACUUUAUCCCCUUAAAGAGCUUGAUUUUGUCUAAAAUUUCAAGUUUAUAUUAUUUUUCGUUUUGGAGUUUUUUUAUUAAUAUUAUAACCCACCCCUUAAUCCCACAUUUUUAUUCAGAUUUUUUCAAAAUCAAUAGGCUUUGCCCCCUUAUAGCUUGAUUUUUCUGAAACUUUCAAGUAUAAUUUUUCGUUUUUGACUUAUCGUGUUGACAAAAAAACGUGACAUCGGACGAACAUUUUUAAAAGUUUAUUAUUAUUUUACGAUUUUGAUAUAAGAUUGGUAUAUAACCUGUUAAAUACCCUGUGUAACCCUAUACUAGUUGGUAUUAAAAUGGGAAAAACGAGGGUAAUUCAAAUAUAAAAUACAGGGUGAUCCGUUUGAAAAAACAAGUUUAUUCCAGAUUGACACCCUAUAUAAUCGAAAAUAAUUUUAAAAUAUGUAGUUUAACGCUGCCUACCAUUCUGUAAAUAUAUUUUUUAUAUCUAUAAUAGUGGCGGAUAUGGAUUCACACUAAUGGAUUACCCUGUAUAGUGAGGUGCCAAAAUCUAUUAAAGGUACAUACCCAUAAUUUUCUGAUUAGUUAAUAUUCAAGUUUAUAUAAAUUCUUUCGGAGUGUCCAAAUAAAUUACCCCUAUGAAAUAAUUAUUUUUGAACCCUUAAAAGGGAAAACAGACAGAAUUUUAAUUAUAUAUUUUAAAAUUUAAUUUUUUGUUAAUAUUUUUUAUCUUCGGUUUAGUAAAAAUAUAUCGAACUUGUCAUUUUUUAAACUUUAAUGGUCAAAAUUAUAAAAAAAUUAGCUAAACAGAUAAUACCCAAAUUUACUUUAUACUUUUCUAGGGAGUGGCUUCAAUCAACCCCUUGUUUCUACUCUAAUUUUUUACAGUUUUAACUAAUAAAUGUAGCCCAAAAAAAUGCAAGUUUGAUAUAAUACUGAAUUAAUAGUGAAGGGUGAAUAAUUGUAUCAUGUUACAAAAAAAUAAGGGGUGCAAUAUUUGGUUUGACAAGGGGUUGAUUUGAUUUCACCCUGUAAAAUACUGUUUCAUCUCUUAUACCUACCUAUUAUUUGUUAUUGGCAAAUAUCUAACUUAUAAAUAUUAGCUGGCCAGAAACAUGUAUUUAUGAUAUAGUUAAGUAUGGAAUUGUCUCUUUAAUUUUUUUAUUGUGAAAUGUGGGGUGGUUCUGGAUUUUUGAUACCUACCUAAAUAUGCUACUUUAUUUAUGUACACUUGUGUUUAAUAUUUAUUUUUAGUGCUGCUCUAAUGGACAUUUUAUUCACUAUGUGAUAUAUGCAAAAGGUGAUGUGCCUUUAAAUUCAAUAUAUUUUAUACAAUAUUGUAUAUUUGUAUUACUCUGGAACAUUAAAAAAGUAUUUUUUCGAACUGCAAUACAUAUUUUCUACCGA
Molecule: messenger RNA, 6276 nt
Organism: Psylliodes chrysocephalus
Lineage: Eukaryota; Metazoa; Arthropoda; Insecta; Coleoptera; Chrysomelidae
Source: the annotation of a GenBank genome assembly